Molecule: messenger RNA, 2177 nt
Organism: Capsicum annuum
Lineage: Eukaryota; Viridiplantae; Streptophyta; Magnoliopsida; Solanales; Solanaceae
Molecular function (GO): DNA binding; protein binding
Source: RefSeq, a predicted model, not a curated record
CCCUUGUGGUCCGGCUCUUCCCAGUCCCGCACUCAGUGUGCGAGUUUACAGCACUGUUGUAUUUUCCAUGCCCAUUGAGAUAUUCAGUUCAAUUGUAUCUACAUUUCAGUUUGUGGAAUAUUUUGCUGCUGCCACUGUUUCACAGAAGUGUAAAAGUUUGUGUUGGCAUAAUAUACCGACAACAUGGAUGGGGGCUCCUUUUGGGUUGAAGAAGUCAACGAUCAGUUACCCGUUUCUUUGAAAAGAAAGAGAAAUGUCAGAAUCAAGAAACUAGAAUAUGUUGGAUGGGGAUCCAAACCAUUGAUUGAAUUCCUUCAAUCAAUUGGUAAAGAUACAACCAGAACUUACUCCCAACAAGAGGUGACGACGAUUGUAACUGAAUAUGUUAAUUCGAAUGAUCUUCUUAAUCCACAAAAGAAAAAGAGGGUUUUGUGUGAUGCACGACUUCAUUCCCUUUUCGGAAAAAAAUCUAUACCACGGAUAAAAAUCUAUGAUUUGUUGGAAGUGCACUUCAGUGAGAACCAUGAUGAAUCAGAGGAUGAAUCUUCUAACAGUUCGAAAGAGGAGGAUACUGUAGUAUCAUCCAAGGGAAGAAAAAGUACAGGGAGUCCAAAGAAAAAGGUUCCUGUUGUUCCUAAAAGCUGUUUCGCAGCUGUUAUUGCUGAAAACAUUAAGCUUGUGUACUUGAAGAGGAGCUUAGUUCAGGAUCUUCUGAAGACCCCUGGAAGUUCCGAAGAUAAAAUUGUGGGUAGCUUUGUGAGGGUAAAAUCUGACCCAAACGACUGCUUUCAGAAAAACUCACACCAGCUUCAGCAAGUUGAAGGUAUAAAAAAGGUUCCGUCAGCUAGUGAUGCUGCUUUUGAAAUUCACCUUCAACUUUCAAAUUUGAUGAAAGACGUUCCAGUAUCUUCCUUAUCUGAUGAUGAUUUUUAUGAGGAAGAUUGUGAGGAUUUGCGUGGAAGAAUAAAAGCUGGUUCGCUCAAGAGGCCUACUGUUUUGGAGCUUGAGUCAAAAGCGCAAGUUCUGCACAAGGAUAUCACCAAGCAUUGGAUUGAGAGAGAAGUUGCAUUGUUACAAAAGCGCAUCGAUCAUGCCAAUGAAAAGGGAUGGCGCAAACAAUUGUUUGAGUUUCUGGAGAGGAAGCAACUGCUACAAGCACAAAAAGAACAGGAUAGACUCCUUUCCGUGAUGCCAAAAGUUGUAGCUGAGGAAUUAGAGGCUGAAGUUAAAACUGUUGAUGCCCUAGAUUUAAAUGUAAUGGAACAAGAAAGAGAAAAUGGUUGUUCACCAACAUCAACUCCUAAUGAAGCUACUGACAAUUUUGUUGCAGGAGAUGCCUUGAUCCAAUCUAAUAGGAUUUUCGUAAAUGGAGAUGUAUUCACUGCUGAUGGAAAUGGAGAUGCCAUUGUCCCAUCUAAUAGGAUUUUCAUAAGUGGAGAUGCAUCCAUUGCUGGUGGAAAUGAUCAACAUGCAGAAAUGUUUCAAGAACAGAGAGAUACUACCAUUUCUGUACAAGUCGAAAGAAGUGAAGUGCCGGUUCAGUCGUAUGGAGAAAAUAUCAUCACUCAACAAGUACAGGCCCAGGCAAUACAACCUGAGGUAAUCGAGUUGAGUGAUGAUGAAGCAGAGCGUGAAGGCCCUGAAUCUGCAAUUUGGCACUAUCGGGAUCCUCUGGGAUACAUACAGGGUCCUUUUCCUUUGACAUUGUUGAAACGCUGGAGUGAUGAGGGUUACUACUUCGAUCCAAGCUUCAGUGUGUGGAAGGUUGGCCAAAGCCCACAAGAAGCUGUCUUGUUGAUUAGUGUGCUUCACCAAUAUUUCCCCGUCUAUUGAAGCACCGUCUGUUGUGUUCUAACACCAGUACUAGGUUGGCAAUUCUAAACUUCUGUAAAAGGUGUUUCAAAGUUGUCAAUCUUGGUUGCGGAGUUUGAAAAGAAAAAGGUUCUUUUACUUAAAUGUGUUUAUUCUAUGAUCAUUUGAUCCCGUAGUAGACUAAGGUACUUGUUUCCCCUUGAAAAUGGGAUCAAUCCUUGCAGCCAUUGCUGCAUUUUAUGUUUGUAAGUACUGUUGCUAGUCAAUUUUAACUUCUCAUUCAGGUGGCCCUGUAGAGUUGGCACAAAAAAGAUGCUUUGUAAUUUGAAGUGCUAAACAGAAAGUAACUCUCUGUUACUAGUCAA